Messenger RNA from Anisakis simplex (herring worm), 219 nucleotides. NCBI's taxonomy places the organism in Eukaryota, Metazoa, Nematoda, Chromadorea, Rhabditida, Anisakidae. The record is from the annotation of a GenBank genome assembly.
ACACACUGUCAGUUGGAUAUCCCAAAAACAGUGCAAAUGGUACGUGAGCAACGAUCGGGAAUGGUUCAAACCGAGCAACAGUAUCGUUUCCUUUAUCAAGCAAUCUCAUGUUAUGUCACUUCACUGAACCACCAGCAAGAUAUCGAGGUAUUAUCGGAAAUCGUUUGUAUUAUACUUGCUUAUGGUGUUGGAAAGUUACUAGUGAUCUUUGAUGAUUGA